AUGUUCGGGAAUGGUGGAAAUUCCUUCGGUGCCUUGGCAAUGGACGAUGAUCAGCCCUCAGCUGGGCCCAGCACUCAAGUUAUAGAAGGAGAGGAGCUGGAUGUAGAUUGGAUCCAACUAGUCAGGACAAAUCACGAUGUCGAUGUGCGGGUGUCGGAUAAAGUUGAAUUAGAAGGACUACCGGCGGAGUGCAAUCUGAUGGUCGUUUCAAAUCUUUGGGAUCUACUGAUUGCUGGAGGCAACAACGAUAUACGCAUACAUCGUUUAUCCCACUUUCAUAAGGUAUUGGAAGGUGCAGCGAAGGAUGCUUCUCCAACUUCAGAUGCCAUACAGACAAUAUCCCUUCCUGCCAGACCAGUCUGGAUCAGACUUGCGAUGAACGAGGAACGUCUGGUGGUUGCUACAGCUGAGGGGAGUGGAGUACAAGUUUUUAAAUUAAAGGAAGUUUUGAGCGGUAACACUGCAUCUUAUCACUCAUUCACCACUGAUAUACCCUCAUCGCUACUUGAAGUCCUGCCCAAUCCUGCUACUUCCUCGAGUGACCAACAUUCACGUCUUGUGAUAUUGCUGGCGAGUGAAGGACUAGUCAUAGCCGAUAUAGAAGAUCGUAGACUGUCAGCUCCUCUCUCAGGACCCUUUACAUGUGCGAGCUGGUCGGCGAAGGGUAGACAGAUAGCUGUCGGUACACCAUCUGGCAAAUUGGUUCAAUACACGCCGGAAGGUACACCCAAAGCUGAAAUACCAUCCCCACCCGACCUCGAGUCGUACUAUCCUGUCUUCGUUCAGUGGUUGGAGAACGAUCUUUUCUUAGUCUCCUACGCUCAAACAGGCGCUCAACCUGACGAUCAAGCGGAAACCUAUAUAAUACAUCGGAAUAAAUCUGAGUUCACAUUCACCAAAUUCUUCGAUCCGUUGAAUUCAAUGGGUCUGGCGUCUAGAGCAAGUCUAUAUCGACAUUUUUCUGGAUUGAAGACAUGGGGAGAGAAGACCAAACACCUUGCUCUAAUCGUUUCGGGAGCCUCGUCGGAGAUUGGUGUACUUCACGGGCACGCUGCUAGUGAGAAGGAACCCCCAAAAUGGGAGGUUUUGCUUUUGGAAGAGACUGCUAGAGGUGUAUUGCCUGCCGCCAAAGUGGGUGUUAGGGAUGAUGCGUCUGUCUUGGCUUUAGCAUUAGAUUUGACUUCAACGCAAGUGAUACGGCGAGGGAUCGUAGGAGGAAUAGAAUUGCCGGAUUUACCGCCUCAACCUCGAUUGCUCGCUUACACUCAAGAGGGCACGAUCAUCUCAUUCGACGUUCGAUAUCCCGAUGCUGGGCUAUAUCCUGGUAUGAUUUCUCCUUCAGACGUCACAACUUCUCUAUCAUCAUCAAGUUCACCCUCAACUCAGCCUCCGCCAUCUAAUCAGGUACCAGCCGCUACUUCCGUCAGCUCACCAGCUCCUCUCCCGUCCACUGGCUCUGCCUUCGGUUCUACGGGGUUUGGUCAAACAUCGAACAAUUCUGCCAGUGCAUUCGGUUCAUCCGCCUUUGGUCAAUCAUCCAUAUCUGCUUUUGGCUCAGCCUCCAAACCAGCUGCUUUCGGUGCAUCUGCAUUCGGACAGGCAUCAACCUCUUCACCAUCUGGGACAUCCGCAUCUGGCAGUACUUUUGGAAGCUCGAGCAAGCCUGGUGCCUUCUCCGGAUUUGGACAGGCCAGUACUCCAUCUGGUUUCGGUCAGUCCGCUUUCGGUCAAUCCUCUAAACCGGCUGCAUUUGGUGCAUCUACCAGUCCCACAGCUUUCGGAGCCAGCACCACACCAACGUCUACUCCUGCCAAACCAGCUGCAUUUGGCUCCACAUCGACACCUGUCCCUGCCUUCGGAUCUUCAUCGACACCUACAUCCAAACCUUCAGCCUUCGGUUCAUCUGCUUUCGGUUCUACCUCUACUCCUGGCUCAGCUUUUGGCCAAUCUGCUUUCGGACAACCGUCGAAGCCUUCAGCAAGCAGUCCCAGUGCUUUUGGCUCUUCAGCUUUCGGCUCGACCACUACCUCCUCUAGCUCGAAUGUAGGCUUUGGUGCGUUUGGAUCGACAAGCAAGCCUUCUGGUACUUCUUUUGGCUUCGGAGGGUCAGCCUUCGGUCAAGCAGCGAAACUAGACGAAACGGAGGAUAAAGCAGCAUCACCUUUUGGGAGCGGAGGCUCUGCUUUUGGGUCGACGAGUGCAUUCGGAACAGGAGGUAGCAGUGCGUUCGGUUCCUCGAGUGCUUUCGGUCAGAGUGCAUUCGGUUCCAAACAGACGCCUUCGCCUUCGUCAGAAGCUCCCAAACCUGCUUUUGCUGGAUUUGGCCCUCAGGCUUCUGCUCAAGACAAGCCUGCUUCCUCUACUUCUGCUACCAGUGAAUUCGGUCCAAAGGCUGACGGGGCUAACAAGCCAAGAUCUGCGUUUGGAGGCUUCGGACAGCAAUCGACCUCCUCUCCUGCCACAGAGCCAACCAAAUCAGCUUUCGCCGGCUUCGGAUCCACAACUUCUCAGACCUCGGCUUUCGGUGGCUUCGGUCAGAAGAAAGCAUCUUCGCCCGCUCCGGAAAUUAGCAACAACCCAGAAACAGACGAUCUUGGCUUAGACGGAUUUGCUUCUGCUCUUGGCAAAAACACUGAUCCUGCUGGAGUACCAGGACUAGCAGACUCCCCACCCGGGUCACCUGUCCUCGGAACCGACAAAAAGCCUGCCGGCUUGGACGACGAAACACCGCCUAAUUCCCCUCCGCCCAAGAUCGUGGCUCCAAAAGCCGCCGCAACAGCACCCUCAUCAUCUUCGGCUUUCAUCAAACCUGCUACUGCAUUUGGCGGAGCGCCUUCGGUCGGUUCUUUCGGUCAGAUCUCAAAGUCAUCCACCCCAGCUUUUGGCUCAGGGUCUACACCAGCAGCGUUUGCUACACUACCCUCUUCUUCUCCUUCAGCUUUCGGAUCGUCGGCAUUCGGAAAACCCUCUACUAUCGGCUCUUCUGCAUUUGGAAGCAGCGGCUUCGGUCAGUCUUCUGUUCCAGCUGGGUUUGGCCAAUCUUCCGUGCCAGCUAGCACUAAGCCUAUAGGUAAUAUAAGUGGUGGUUUUGGUGCUUUUGGGGCGAAGUCGGAUGGUCAACCGAAAUCAACCGGAUUUGGAGGAUUUGCCAGUAAUGGUACCUCAGUCUUUGGUGGUGAUGCGGAUAAGGACAAGAAACCAAAUGCUUUUGCUGGAUUCGGCGGUUCCGGCGCGUCGAUCUUCGGUAGCGCAACGGACAAGAAAGAAGACACUGCAUCAACUGCCCCUGAAAAACCAGGAACUCCAUCAGCGUUCUCUUUCGGUGCUAAGUCCACUAGCACCACGCCGCAAAAGGAGGCAACGACAGACCCGGCACCGCCCACACCUGAAGAACAGGUGGAAGUUCAAGGAUAUGACGUUCCCGUACCGUGUGAGGAAUCUAAACCCUCGACACCUGCAGCAACUCCUGAGAAGAAACCCCCAGUCCACCAAUCGACUACUCCCGACUCAACUUCCACCCAGCCAAUAGACCCAUUUGACGCGACCACACCUGUCGAUGGACCUACUGAAUCAACAGAACCUCCUGCCCCCGAAGAAGACGAAGAGCAAAUAUAUCAUGUCGAAGCUGGAGCAGCCUUCCUCGAAGAAGGUCAUGGGACGGAUGAGGAGUACGAGGAUGAGUACGAAGGCGAAGAUGACAACCAGGACUACGAGGAGUAUGACGAAGAGGAGUAUGAUGAGGGAGAGGGAGAAGAAGAAGAAGAAGAAGAAGAAGAAGAGAUACCUUUAGGUUCCGGCCGACGCAGAUCAUCGUCUAUACCUCCUGACAUGUCACCGAUCAAAGAGGAAGUAUCAGAUGAACUUGCUUCUGAAGAAGAUGAAGGCGAAGCAGAGGAGGAAGAAUAUGAAGAAGAAGCUAGCAAAGUUGAGUCGGAAUUAUCGACCACUCGAUCACUUACAAAAUCACCUCCAACAUGGUUUGCCAAACCUUUCAAGAGUGGAAAAUCUGAGACUAUCGACAACGGACCUAUCUCUCCUACUCCUGGUUCGGAAGGCGCCUCGUUAUUCGCUAGACUCAGUCCCGCUCCUUCCACCUCGCCUAAAGAAGAGAAGAAAGAACCCGUUUUACCUUCGACUACUCCAGCACAACCCAAACUCCCAUCUGCAUUCUCUUUCAAACAUGCUUCCAAGACUAGCUCCCCGUUGGCCGGUCCGCCUGAAAACGCAAGUACCACUCCGGAAUCGUCACCUGCUAAGCCACCUGCUACCUCAGGCUUAUUCGGCAGUAAGCCCAUCGAACAGAGUAAUAAACCGGAAGAUAAACCUGCUACAAGUGCAUUCGGUCUUUUCGGUACAAAGCCUGCUGGAGAGAACAACGAUCUAUCAGCUGCGCCUCCCGCUUUCAGUGGAUUCGGUGCUUUCGGUAGCAAGCCUGCAGAAACUAAAACAGAAGCAGCAAAACCCGCUAGUAAUGGUGGAAUCAGCUUGUUCGGUGCUCAACCCAAGGACCAGAAGGAAGAACAAGCCAAGGCAUCCUCAUCGGCGCCAAACGGAACCUUCAACUUCUUUGGCCCCAAAGAUGCUGAGGUACCGAAACCUGCUUCUCCUGCACCUGCUGCUGCUUCUGGUGGAUUCAGCUUAUUCGGGAAUAAACCAGCAGACUCUGUCAAAGCGGAGACUCCUCCGUCAAUUUUUGGCGCAGCCAAAACCAUACCUGCAAUACCUGCCGAAACCUCAAGGCCUGCCUUCGGCUUGGGUUUAGGUAAACCAGGAGCUCCUGCAACUCCGUCCGCUUCGCCUGGUGUGGCGAUCCAGCCGUUGUUUGGCAAACCUGUUCCUGCAGCUUCACACACGCCUCCCGCUGUUCCAGGUGUACCGGCUAAGUUCAUCUUGCCAACUCGAGAAACUGUCGCACCGCCCUCAACUAGACCAAAUGACGGGUCAAAAUCUAUGGGCGCGAUAGUGGAGAAGAUCAUUCUUGCUUUAGGAGAUGACUUCGAUAAUCUCAAAGCCGUUCUCGAUGCGAAUGCCAAAUAUCACGAAUCCUUCGACGCUACUGGACUUCCCCCCGUGACUGCAGACAACUUGUCAUCACACGAUAUCAUCGCUUUCUCAUCGAUAUCCCAAUUGACCAGCAUCGUCGAAGACCUUCGGAAAGAGCUGGCUGAUUUGAGGAAUGAGGACAAUGGUACCGAGCUGAAAUUGGCAGAACUGCAAUCUCGCAUGCUGAAGACGGACAUGAAAACUGGCCAAGCGGAUAAAUUCUUGAAAGCUAGACAAGAUCCAUCCUUCGCUAAGGUUAUGCAGAUCAAGGACCUCAGUCCGGAACAAGCUGCUAGCCAAACGAGACUCCGUAAAGCCGUGCAGGUCGCCGAUACCAAGAUCGAAGAAUUGGAAGCGUCUAUUGCUGGAUUGAAGAGACGAGCUGAAUUGCGAGAGCAGGGCAGGAGCAACACCCAACAACCUGCUCUUGAGAGGGUACAGCGAUCAGUCAGGAAUAUCGACGCGGCCAUUCGAGAUCGUCAGCAAACCAUCGAUGAUCUAGCUAGAAGGAUAGGCGGCGUUAAACUUUCCUCACCUGGUAGAUCUGGUUCUCCAGCACCUUCGUCUCUUCGAAAUACACCUAAAAAAUCCACUAUCGUCCAUUCUUCAAACACGGCGAGAUCAAUAUCCUUCGAACCUACCAAAGAGAUAUUGAAGGAAGUUGACAGCGCUUUGAAUGGAGAUAGGAAUAGUAGACUAUUGGGUAGAUUGGAGAAGCUCAAAUCUGCCAAAUUGACCAAGCUGGAGAAUCAAACCGAUGAUCAUAAGAAGCCAAUAAUGAUCGACGCUUUACCACUUCCUGGGCAAUUACCACCAUCUUUCUUGAAUAGCAUCAAAUUACCUUCACAACCCACAACAACUAAAGUUGAGCCAGCCGCCACUCAGACUCCCGAUUCAGCAAUACCAUCAACACCUUCAGCGCCUUUUACAAUCCCAGGGAAUACCUCCACACCUUCCCCAUCCUCGUUAUUUGGAGGUAUAAAAUUCAACCUUGAUCCGGGGAACAUAUCCGAUCUAGCCAAAUCGACGGGAGGGACUUCCACUCAUAGAGGAAGUGGGGGUGGAUCGACUAGGUCACAUACGAGUGCUGCAAAGUAUGUACCUCAUCAAUCGCUUGGGACCGGCAUUGGUGCUAGUCCCGUAGGUGGAAGUGGAAUAUUUGAUUUUAAAGGAAAGGGAAUGGAUGGAGAAGAAAAAGAUAAAGAGAAAGAGAAAGAGGGGAAAAGUAAACCUUCGGGAUUCUUUAGGUGA
Molecule: messenger RNA, 6294 nt
Organism: Kwoniella mangroviensis CBS 8507
Lineage: Eukaryota; Fungi; Basidiomycota; Tremellomycetes; Tremellales; Cryptococcaceae
Exons: 10
Coding region: 1-6294 (2097 amino acids)
Molecular function (GO): protein binding
Source: RefSeq, a predicted model, not a curated record